CCAUGUUAUCCCGUUCCCGGUGUGCUUCCCGGACCCUCGGCCGCUCGGUGUGCCAGCUGCUCCGCCAGGGCAAUAACAACGUUCUGGUCCGACAGAGUUCAUCCGGCCUCUCUGUCUGCAGUCGGAGGGUUUACAGGAAUACCCCGUCCUCAUGUCCGUCUUCGUCAGCCGGUGUCCUUCCACACAAGAUACUUCCAGACGUCAGCCAAUCACAGGGAUGAGCUUCUCACCGUGAAGACCCCUGCCUUCGCUGAAUCUGUCACAGAAGGGGACGUCAGGUGGGAGAAAGCCGUCGGCGACACUGUAGCUGAGGAUGAGGUGGUGUGUGAAAUCGAGACUGACAAGACCUCGGUGCCGGUCCCCUCCCCUGCUGCUGGAGUUCUGGAGGAGCUGCUGGUGGAGGAUGGAGGGCGGGUAGAGGGGGGGAUGGCUCUCUUCAAAAUCCGCAAGGGAGCAGGUGGAGCAGCCAAAGCAGCCCCUGCAGCAGCAGUGGAGCAGGCUGCACCACCACCACCACCACCUGCAGCCCCCACCCCCACCGCCAUGCCCCUCCCCCCAGUGCCAACUACGCCCGUCCGAGCCACACCCGUCUCAGCCGUUAAGCCAUCAGCUGCUGCAGCCGCUGCCCAGGCAGACAUCCCAGCGCCAGGGUCCAGGACGGAGAGCAGGGUGAAGAUGAACCGAAUGAGGCUGAGGAUCGCCCAGAGGCUGAAGGAGGCCCAGAACACAUGCGCCAUGCUGACCACCUUCAACGAGGUGGACAUGAGCAACAUCACGGAGAUGCGGGCGUUCCACAAGGACGCCUUCCUGAAGAAGCACAACAUCAAGCUGGGCUUCAUGUCCGCCUUCGUCAAGGCCUCGGCCUACGCUCUGGCUGACCAGCCCUCCGUCAACGCAGUCAUCGACGAAGCCACCAAGGAGAUCGUUUACAGGGACUACGUAGACAUCAGCGUAGCUGUGUCCACGCCCAAGGGACUCGUGGUGCCAGUGAUCCGCAACGUGGAGACCAUGAACUUUGCUGACAUCGAGAAAACCAUUAAUGCCCUGGGAGAAAAGGCGCGCAGUAACCAGCUGGCCGUGGAGGACAUGGACGGGGGCACCUUCACCAUCAGCAACGGGGGCGUGUUCGGCUCCAUGUUCGGGACGCCCAUCAUCAACCCCCCGCAGUCGGCCAUCCUGGGCAUGCACGGCAUCUUCCAGCGGCCCGUCGCCAUCAACGGAAAGGUUGAGAUCCGCCCCAUGAUGUACGUGGCGCUGACCUACGACCACCGGCUGGUGGACGGGCGUGAGGCCGUCACCUUCCUGCGCAAGAUCAAGGCCGUGGUGGAGGACCCGAGAGUCGUUCUGCUGGACAUGUGAUCUCUCUCUCCCUCAAGCCACUCUGCAGGGCUCUCUCUCUCUCUCUCUCUCUCUCUCUCUCUCUCUCUCUGCAGGGCUCUCUCUCUCACCACUCUCUCUUUCAAUACUCACUCGCCCGAUAUGAACAUCGACCCUCCAAAGAAAUCGCACAUCUCCGAAGGCCGACAUUUCCGUACGCACAGUCCACGUUGACGAGGUUGAUCGUGGAAGAGAUGGAAGACGCUGCCAAAACCGACGCAUCGUUCUGCUUAGAGGGGCCCUCCUCUGAACGAUUUGUAAACUUCUGUUUAUACAUUAUAGGAGUCAUACUAGUUUUCUUAAAGAUGGUGAUAUAUAUAAAUAGUUGUUAUUUUGCUGCCGGUGCUCACUUAUAACGCACAUUAUAUCGACGUUAAAUACUACGCACACUUUUUAUGUAAUGGCCGACCGUUCCGCUCAGGUCUUUACCUGGAUGUUCUUCCUCUGUAUGAUGAGGAGGAAGUGUUGUUACAGCCAUGGUUUGCUUGUCUCCAUGGGUCUGUGUACGUUCGCGUUGUGGCCACCUCUUCAGUUUUUGUCGGAGCAGCUCAUUGGGGAAAUAAGGACAACAUCGUUGGUGGCCCUUAGACUCCAUACCUUUUCUUUAGAACCUGGCAACGCACAUCCCAGUUAUUACAGACCCAUACUAGCUUUAGAGAGACCGCUUUUAAAUGGAUUAUAGUUAUCAGUAUUUAGCGUUCUGUUUUUGUUUGGCGACAAACCAAGUUAAAUGAGAUGUCCAAGAUCGAAAGAGUACAAGCAAACGGUAGAAAGACCUCCGAUUCAUCAGCAGAGAACCUGCAGUGUCCAGCGACCACAGAGUGCAGUCUUUACCAUGAGCUGUGUUUUGUGUUUCAAGAUCGAUUCAAAGACGCACAAUUUCUCAACGUGUUUUUGUUGUUCACUCUCAAUGCCUGGGAAUCAGGGCUUCCUUGUUCUCUGCGAACUCAAUUGCUUGUGUCUAUUUAAAAAAAAGCCCCAUUUUAAACCACAUUAAACAUCCCUACGGUUUACGUAAAAACAC
Messenger RNA from Gadus morhua (Atlantic cod), 2401 nucleotides. Its product is annotated as dihydrolipoyllysine-residue succinyltransferase component of 2-oxoglutarate dehydrogenase complex, mitochondrial-like. The record is from RefSeq and is a predicted model, not a curated record. Gene Ontology annotation, biological process: tricarboxylic acid cycle. Lineage: Eukaryota; Metazoa; Chordata; Actinopteri; Gadiformes; Gadidae. Gene Ontology annotation, cellular component: mitochondrion; oxoglutarate dehydrogenase complex. Gene Ontology annotation, molecular function: dihydrolipoyllysine-residue succinyltransferase activity.